Stegastes partitus (bicolor damselfish) is the source of this 841-nucleotide messenger RNA. RefSeq names its product complement C1q-like protein 2. The coding region runs from base 101 to 604 and encodes 167 amino acids. The transcript is spliced from 3 exons. The record is from RefSeq and is a predicted model, not a curated record. NCBI's taxonomy places the organism in Eukaryota, Metazoa, Chordata, Actinopteri, Pomacentridae. Gene Ontology annotation, molecular function: protein binding.
AAAAGCCAGUCAGUGCACAACGUCAGUUGGCUACUGUGACAUCUGCUCCCGCACCUCGUUAACUCAAAACCUGGGAGCAGUGGGAGAGAAAAUCGCAAACAUGGAUGAAAAAAUAAGUCUUCUGGAGACCAAGCUGCAAAACACUGAAAAGGAAGUCCUGGAACUACGUAGCCUUACUGGUGGCACUCCUCGGGUGGCCUUUUCUGCAGCUCUCAGGGAAUCUGGCUCUGGAGACACCGGGCCUUUUAACACUGCUACCCCACUUAAGUAUCGGAGGGUUUUCUCAAACACUGGCAGCAGCUACAAUCCUUCAACAGGCAUUUUCACUGCGGUGGUCAAAGGAAUGUACUUCUUUCGGUUUUCAAUGUUCAACAACCUCAGAUCUGUUCCCAGCUCUGUUGUGAGCCUCAUGAAGAACAGUGAAAGGUUAACAUCCGUGUGGGACACCUCGGGGUCUGACAGCAACGACAUGGGCAGCAACGCUGUGGUCAUCCUCCUCGAGGUGGGAGACAAUGUGUAUGUGGAACUCCAGGCCAACAGGAUUGUCUAUGAUGAUGGCAUGAACUACAACACCUUCAGCGGUUUUCUGCUUUUCACCGUCUAAUUCAAACAUGAUUUCAGGUUUUUAGAAUAAAAUAAAUCUCUCUUUAUUCACACUGCCAACUAGUAGAUUGAAAAGUGGAAUCUGUGACACUUUAAGGUCGUUUACACCAAGCCAAACUAAUCAUGUGUUGUAAAUACAUUUAUCUUAACAAACAGCAAAUGAUUAAACGUAACGCACUUUGUUUGAGACAUUGUAAUUAUCACAUCUGUGCAUCAGAAUAAAUUUCAACCUUUCUGA